AACGAUUAAAAGACUUAAAAUCCAUUUUCAUCACUGCAAAAGAUUUUAUCUUUAUUCUGUUUCUCUAUCUGGUUUUCUACAUUUCGUCUCUGUUUUCUUUCAAUUGUUCCGGGAAACAGAUUUCAGGAAAAACCAUGGUGAAAACGGCUUCUUCUCCAGUGACCAUAACCGUUUCGUCGGGAGGCAAAGGAAGUGGGAGUAGAAGCAUGGGUCUAACAAGUCCAGUACCACGAGCUUCGGUAUCGAACAACCCAAAUUCUCCUCUCAGUAGCAGGGCUUCAACCGGCGGUAGACGAACGUCAAGUGCAGGAAGGUACUGCUCCAUGUCAAAGGAUGAAACCUUGGAGGAGGUGAAUUCAGAAUUUGUAACGUACACAGUGCAUAUACCUCCCACGCCAGAUCACCAGUCAAUGUCAGCAUCACAAACAAGCCUCAAUGAAGAUGGUAAGAAAGUGAUGAAGCCUGAAAGGAGUUUCAUUUCUGGUUCUAUUUUUACUGGAGGGUACAACUCGGUGACUCGAGGGCAUGUGAUUGAUUGCUCAUUGGAAAGAACAGAGCCAGUCAAAUCGGGGCUGAUUUGUGGAAUGAAGGGAUGUGAUCAGAGAGCAAUUCAGGGGAAAUGUGAGUGUGGAUUCGGGAUUUGCAGAGAUUGUUACUUGGAUUGUGUGGGGAGUGGAGGAGGGCAUUGUCCUGGAUGCAAAGAACCUUACAAAGAUGUUAGCGAUGGUGAUGAAGAGGAUGAUGAGGGUAAGUCUGAAGCAGAGGACCAAGCUCUGCCUCUGCCUUCAAUGGCUGAUUUCAAGUUGGACAAGAGGCUUUCGCUUGUGAAGUCAUUCAAGGCACAGAACCAUCCCCAGGAUUUUGAUCACACACGGUGGUUGUUUGAGACUAAGGGGACUUAUGGGUAUGGAAAUGCAGUCUGGCCUAAAGAUGGGUAUGAAGUUGGGUCAGGAGUAAACGGGUUCGAGCAUCCACCGGAUUUCGGAGAAAGAAGCAAGAGGCCUUUAACCAGGAAGGUUGGAAUUUCUGCUGCAAUUCUCAGUCCCUACAGAUUGCUUAUUCUUAUACGCCUUGUGGCCCUUGGUUUCUUCCUUACAUGGAGGAUUAGACACCCUAACCAUGAAGCAAUGUGGUUAUGGGGAGUGUCUACAACUUGUGAACUUUGGUUUGCCUUUUCAUGGCUUCUAGAUCAACUUCCUAAGCUCUGCCCUGUAAAUAGAGUAACUGACCUCUCUGUUCUUAAAGAACGUUUUGAGUCACCCAACCUUCGCAACCCAAAAGGAAGAUCAGACCUUCCGGGCAUUGAUGUGUUUGUUUCCACGGCAGACCCUGAAAAGGAACCCCCUCUUGUAACUACAAACACCAUUCUUUCCAUCCUUGCUGUUGAUUACCCUGUGGAAAAGCUUGCCUGUUAUCUUUCUGAUGAUGGUGGGUCUCUUUUGACAUUUGAAGCUCUUGCUGAGACUGCUAGUUUUGCUAGAAUUUGGGUACCAUUUUGUCGAAAACAUAACAUAGAGCCAAGAAAUCCUGAGGCCUAUUUUGGGCAGAAGCGUGAUUUUCUUAAGAACAAAGUGAGGCUUGACUUUGUUAGGGAGAGGAGGAGGGUGAAGAGAGAAUAUGAUGAAUUUAAGGUGAGGAUCAAUUCAUUGCCUGAGUCGAUAAGGCGGAGAUCAGAUGCUUACAAUGCUCAUGAGGAGCUACGAGCAAAGAAGAAACAGAUGGAAAUGGGAGGAAAUCCUUCAGAACACGUAACGGUGCCAAAGGCUACUUGGAUGUCAGAUGGUUCUCAUUGGCCUGGAACAUGGGCUUCUGGAGAAUCUGAUCACGCAAAAGGAGAUCAUGCUGGUAUAAUCCAGGCAAUGCUAGCUCCACCAAAUGCAGAACCAGUUUAUGGUGCAGAAGCAGAUGGGGAGAGCCUGAUUGACACAACAGAAAUUGAUGUAAGAUUGCCGAUGCUAGUUUAUGUUUCACGCGAGAAAAGGCCUGGUUAUGACCACAACAAGAAGGCAGGAGCCAUGAACGCACUGGUCCGAACCAGUGCCAUCAUGUCAAAUGGGCCAUUCAUUCUUAAUCUUGACUGUGAUCACUACAUCUACAACUCCUUGGCUCUAAGGGAAGGAAUGUGCUUUAUGCUGGACAGAGGUGGUGACAGGAUCUGUUAUGUUCAAUUCCCACAGAGGUUCGAGGGUAUUGAUCCAAAUGAUCGUUAUGCCAAUCACAAUACAGUGUUCUUUGAUGUGAGCAUGAGAGCUCUUGAUGGAUUGCAGGGUCCAAUGUAUGUAGGCACAGGCUGCAUUUUCCGAAGAACUGCUAUUUAUGGGUUUAGUCCUCCAAGAGCCACAGAACACCAUGGAUGGUUUGGUAGAAGGAAGAUUAAAUUGUUCUUGAGAAAACCAAAGGUGACAAAGAAAGCUAAGGAUGAGAUAUCAUUGCCAAUCAACGGUGAACAUAAUAACGAUGAUGAUGCUGACAUUGAGUCACUGCUUCUUCCGAAAAGGUUUGGGAAUUCAACUUCUCUGUCUGCAUCAAUCCCAGUUGCAGAGUACCAAGGAAGGCUGCUUCAGGAUUUGCAAGGAAAUGGGAACCAAGGCAGGCCGGCGGGUUCUCUUGCAGUGCCGCGUGAGCCUCUUGAUGCUGCAACUGUUGCUGACGCUAUCAGCGUUAUCUCCUGCUUCUAUGAGGAUAAAACAGAGUGGGGGAAAAGGGUGGGGUGGAUUUACGGUUCUGUUACAGAGGAUGUUGUUACCGGUUACAGAAUGCACAACCGUGGGUGGAGGUCAGUGUAUUGCGUGACCAAGAGAGAUGCAUUCCGAGGGACAGCUCCGAUCAAUUUAACUGACAGGCUCCACCAAGUCCUCCGCUGGGCAACUGGGUCCGUAGAGAUAUUCUUCUCAAGAAACAAUGCACUGUUUGCUAGUCGCCGGCUGAAAUUCUUACAAAGAGUUGCGUAUUUCAACGUCGGAAUGUACCCAUUCACCUCUCUGUUCCUCCUAGUCUACUGCAUCUCACCGGCGGCGUCCCUUUUCUCCGGUCAGUUCAUAGUCCAAUCCCUCAGCGCGACCUUCCUGAUAUACUUGUUGGCCAUCACAAUCACCCUGUGCCUGCUUGCCAUCCUCGAAAUCAGAUGGUCCGGAAUCACUAUCCAUGACUGGUGGCGCAAUGAGCAGUUCUGGUUAAUUGGGGGAACAAGUGCUCAUCCUGCUGCAGUGCUACAAGGACUCCUGAAGGUUAUAGCCGGAGUUGACAUAUCCUUCACUCUAACAUCAAAAUCAUCCACACCAGAAGACGGAGAAGAUGAAUUUGCAGAGCUAUAUGUUGUGAAAUGGAGCUUUCUCAUGGUCCCUCCAAUCACAAUCAUGAUGGUGAACAUGAUUGCCAUUGCAGUAGGCGUAGCAAGAACCAUGUACAGCCCUUUUCCCCAGUGGAGCAAGCUGGUUGGUGGAGUGUUCUUCAGCUUCUGGGUGCUUUGCCAUCUCUACCCAUUUGCAAAGGGAUUAAUGGGAAGGAAAGGGAAGGUCCCAACCAUUGUGUUUGUUUGGUCCGGAUUGAUCUCCAUCAUUGUCUCUCUGCUUUGGGUGUACAUAAACCCCCCAUCUGGAAGUCAGGAUUACAUGAAGUUCCAUUUCCCAUGAUAUCUUCAUUUUUUGUUAUAGACUUGAUCAAUUUCUCAUCCAUGUCUCUAUGAUACAACGAGGUUAUCAAUUCAUUUGGUGAGUAGAAUUAUUUGCCCAAGGGAUGGGGUGAGUUUGGAAUCCCUGAUUAGGCAUUCAAACAAAUGAAUGUGAAGUUCUUCA
Rubroshorea leprosula is the source of this 3794-nucleotide messenger RNA. Lineage: Eukaryota; Viridiplantae; Streptophyta; Magnoliopsida; Malvales; Dipterocarpaceae. The record is from the annotation of a GenBank genome assembly.